GUAGAAGCAACGGGGGAUGAUGAGAGGAGAGGCAAGCAGUUUGGGGAGGGGCUGGCCUGCAGUGAGGUUACAAAGGAGAGUUCUUGAACUUCGUCAAGUAUAGAAGGGACCACAAGGGGAGAACAUGUACUAGAGCAGGACUGGAAAAAGUGUGAGAGUCAUGGUCCACAUUUUCAGCGUUAAGAAGAUAAAAGGAGGGGUGACCAUGGCCUAGCGACGGAGCAGGCAUCACUGCCCACCCGCUAAUGCACUGUAUUCCUUUGGCAAGUACCUCUCUGGACCUCUGUUCCCCAUCUUAGAAAGGCUCUAAGCAUACUGGGCGCAAAGGAUACGCUGGUGUGACGGGACCCAGUUAGUGACUCCCUGGGCGUGGCGUAGCUGAAGAGGUGUAACAUGGCAAAGUCUAGGGUGGGAAGAACUUGGACAAAGCGGGCGGGGCAACGUCUUGAACACCAGUUUGCGCAUGCACCUUGAGGGAAGCCGGCGUUCUGCGCGUGCGCGUGCGCGAGCCCUGGAGGCCGCCGGCCGCCGGCCGCGCAUGCGCCCUCGUCUGGCGGGAGUUUUACCGGAGGCGGGGCUGGCGCGGGUGGCGGAUCGCCCAGCGGGCCCAGACCAGGAAGGAGCCUCCGCUUUGGUGCAGGGCGUGCGGGGGUCACCCGGGGCCGCGGAGAGUGGCCUGCGACCUUGUUUUUCGGGGACGGAGGCUUUGGGCUGGACGGGCGUCGCUCUGAGGUCAGGAAGUCGCAGACGUCUCCCUGGACGCGGCCCCGCUCACCCGCGCACCAUCCUCUUUGGGGUCGGACACCUCGGCCCAGCCCAGACCCAACCCGUCGUCACCCCCGACAACGGGGACUAGGGGGGCUCUGCAGCCACCUCCGGGGUUCUCCACCCAGGAUGACUUCUAGAUCAGAGACUGUAGAAGUGCUAGAAGAGGAACCAGUGGCAUCUAAGACUCAUGAUCGUCAAUUGGAAUCAGAUCCCAACCCUGCGGAAGCGUGUGGUAAUUCGUCCACCUCCCUGGAGAUGACUGAAGGCGUUUCAAAGGAACAGAUUCACCUUGGCUCUAGCCCUAAAAAAGGGGAAAGUUGUGAUCUCAGCCACCAGGAAGGACUUCAUUCCAGGUCCCUUCAUUUGUCCCCCCAAGAACAGUGUGCCCGUCAUCAAGACAGGAGGCAGUCCUGGCGGCGAGCAAGUAUGAAAGAAACGAACCGGCGGAAGUCACUGCCUCCCUUUCAUCAGGGCAUCACAGAGCUCUGCAGAUCCAUCAGUGUCAACAUAGCAGAAAGGAAACGGCUGGGCUGUCUCCUGCUUUCCAGUUUCCAGUUCUCUGUUCAGAAACUUGAACCUUUCCUAAGGGGCACUGAGGGCUUCAGUCUUGAAAGUUUUAGAGCCAAAGCAUCUUCUCUUUCUGAAGAAUUGAAACAUUUUGCAGACAGACUGGAAAGUGAUGGAACUCUACAAAAAUGUUUUGAAGAUUCAGAAGGAAGAGCACCAGAUUUGUCUCUGGAAACAUCAGUGGCUGAGAUGAAGGAAUAUAUAACCAAGUUUUCUUUAGAACGUCAGAGUUGGGAUCAGCUCUUGCUGCACUACCAGGAGGAGGCUGAAGAGAUCAUAUCCAGAGGAUCAACUGAAACCAAAAAUACUGAAGUUGAAGUGGAACCUACAGCAUAUCUUGGGUCUUCCCAGAGUGAAGUCCUUAAUACAAAGCCUGACUACCAGAAAAUAUUACAGAACCAGAAUAAAGUCUUUGAUUGUAUGGAGUUGGUGAUGGACGAACUGCAGGGAUCCAUGAAGCAGCUGCAUGCCUUUAUGGAGGAAAGUACCCAGUGCCUCCAGAAGGUGUCAGUACAGCUCGGGAAGAGAAGCACGCAACAAUUAGAUCCUUCACCAGCUCGAAAACUGCUCAAGCUUCAGCUACGGAAGCAGCCUAGCACAUGUUGCUCUAAAUCUUGUCAGUGACCUUAUGCAGCUUUUCUGCCACAGGAUGCUCCAGAGGAGAGAAACAGGAAGAGUGCCCCGGUGCACGGCAGCUGCACAGCGGGCUAAGCUGUGACAUCUGCCCUGUUGCCUUUGAAGAUAACUGGCUGACUAUAAAGCACUUCGAUUUUUUUCUUAAAAUGAUGGAAUUUAUGCAUCUGAAAGAAUGUCCUAUAGAAACUUUUUCCAAGAAUGUGCAAAGUGCUUGAGACUUCUGCUUUGGAAUGACCUUCAGAACUAGUGGCCCAUUCUUUUAAAUAUCCUUUGUGAUGAGAAACCUUCCUCUUGUGAAGAUGUUUUUCAGGCUUUGAAACAACGCAAAGUCAUUCAGGGCCAAAUCCGAUAAACAUUUUAGGGGUCGUCCUGGUUGUAAAGGGAAUGAGACUGAUUUCUAGUGUGGCUUUGAAGGUGAUUUUAGGAUCGUGUUUUAGCAUCGUGUGGAUACAUAAAUCACAUCACAACAUGUCCAAAUUGAAGGAAGUACCACUCAUUCUCUAUAUCCUGUUGUCUAUAGUGUGCUUUAGCUUUUAAUAUUGAGUGGACAUCCUAAAUCCUGGAUUCAUGGCAAGAAGGGGUUAAGUACCUCUUUUCAUUGUUCUCCAUAUUUGUUAAUAAUAUGCAUUAUAAGAUUGCACAUA
Molecule: messenger RNA, 2615 nt
Organism: Balaenoptera acutorostrata (minke whale)
Lineage: Eukaryota; Metazoa; Chordata; Mammalia; Artiodactyla; Balaenopteridae
Gene: DSN1
Product: DSN1 component of MIS12 kinetochore complex
Exons: 11
Coding region: 895-1959 (354 amino acids)
Biological process (GO): cell division; mitotic sister chromatid segregation
Cellular component (GO): MIS12/MIND type complex
Source: RefSeq, a predicted model, not a curated record